Fragaria vesca subsp. vesca is the source of this 1356-nucleotide messenger RNA. RefSeq names its product flavin-containing monooxygenase YUCCA8-like (gene YUC5). Gene Ontology annotation, molecular function: N,N-dimethylaniline monooxygenase activity; flavin adenine dinucleotide binding; NADP binding. Lineage: Eukaryota; Viridiplantae; Streptophyta; Magnoliopsida; Rosales; Rosaceae. The transcript has 3 exons. Bases 82 to 1356 code for a protein of 424 amino acids. Gene Ontology annotation, biological process: auxin biosynthetic process. The record is from RefSeq and is a predicted model, not a curated record.
CAUAUUCUCUCAUCUUCUUCUUCAACAACAACAACAACCACUUCAGACUUGAAAACCCAUCACUCAUUUCCUUUGAUCAACAUGGAGAACUUAUUUCGCUUAGUGGAUCAUGAGGAUUUCUUUGCUCGCCGUUGCAUCAUGGUCAACGGGCCGGUCAUAGUUGGAGCUGGCCCAUCUGGCCUGGCAACGGCGGCUUGCCUGAGGGACCAAGGAGUCCCAUUCGAAGUCCUUGAAAGAGCCGACUGCGUAGCCUCACUGUGGCAAAAACGCACCUAUGACAGGCUCAAGCUUCAUCUACCCAAGGCAUUUUGCCAACUCCCUAAGCUUCCAUUCCCUGAGGACUUCCCUGAGUACCCAACAAAGAGACAGUUCAUCGACUACCUUGAAUCAUACGCCAAACACUUUGAAAUCAACCCAAAGUUCAACUCCUGCGUCCAAUCUGCCCGCUACGACGAGACCAGCGGUUUCUGGAGGGUCAACACAGUUUCAACAACCGGGUCGACCCGAUCGGAGGUCGAGUACAUCUGCAGGUGGCUCAUAGUUGCCACCGGCGAAAAUGCAGAGUGUGUGGUGCCCGAUAUCGAUGGCUUGUGCGAGUUCGGCGGUGAAGUUGUCCACGCUUCUGAGUACAAGUCUGGCGAGAAGUACAAGGGAAAGAAAGUACUUGUCGUCGGUUGUGGAAAUUCCGGCAUGGAACUCUCUCUUGACCUCUGCAACCACAAUGCCUCGCCUUCCAUAGUCGUUAGAAGCUCGGUUCAUGUCUUGCCUAGAGAAAUCUACGGAAAAUCGACAUUCGAAUUGGCUGUCUUUCUGCUAAAAUGGCUACCAGUCUGGUUAGCUGACAAGCUUCUCUUGCUGUUUUCAUGGUUGAUACUCGGCAGCAUUGAGAAAUACGGGCUCAACAGGCCUUCCGUUGGACCAAUGGAGCUAAAGAACACACAAGGAAAGACCCCUGUUCUUGACAUUGGAGCACUAGACAAAAUCAAGUCCGGUGGCAUCAAAGUAGUCCACGGAAUCAAGAGAUUCUCAUACGGACGCGUUGAACUUGUCGGCGGCGAAGUGCUCGACAUUGAUGCAGUUGUUUUAGCUACAGGAUACCGCAGCAAUGUUCCUUCUUGGCUACAGGAAGGUGAUUUUUUCUCCAAGAAUGGAUUCCCAAAGCAGCCAUUCCCACAGGGCUGGAAAGGAAAUGCCGGACUCUACGCAGUCGGGUUCACAAGGAGAGGGCUCUCUGGUGCUUCAUGUGACGCCGUGAGAAUAGCACAAGAUAUUGGAAAUGUCUGGAAAUGUGAGACUAAGCAGAACAAGAAGAGAACCACAGCUGGUCACAGACGAUGCAUUUCCCAGACGUUCUAA